AGCCGGAGCUCAGACUAGCGGGAUCUCAGAAACCGGGUCGGGGCGCUGGGUUUGAGCGGGAAAUUCAAGGGGAGAACGGUUGGCUGGAGGUGGACUGGCGUUCGUCGAGCAGCGGUCUCGUGUUGUUGCUGCGCGCUGUCGCUAUGGAGACGGGACCGGAAGAAAGCUGAUGCGGCUUGGCCUCCUCCACGCUAGCAGAUUGGUCCGGCCUGGAGCUGGAGAGUGAGGGAGACAGACAGACAGAGAGAUCGCGGUUCUGCGCGACCUGAAAACUUUCCAACAACUGACAGUUGUACUAUAUAAUGAAGUGGAAUGGCAUAUGAUGAUCAAUCAUCACAUGAGCUGUGUUUGAUAGAUAAGACCAUCACCAGCUUGCUAGAGGUACCUUUAAGCCUAACGAUUCGCACACUCAAUCUUCAUUGCAAUCACAUCACCAGAAUUGAAGGUCUUAGCCAGUUGCGGCAGCUGCAACACCUUGAUCUCUCCUCCAAUCAGAUUACUCGUAUUGAAGGACUGGACAGUUUGGUGGCCUUGCGUACACUAAAUCUAAGCUGUAAUUUUAUAACCAAAGUAGAAGGUCUUAAAGGACUUAUCAAUUUAACGAGAUUGAAUUUAUCGUACAAUCAUAUUGCUGACUUAAGUGGCUUCUUGCAUCUUCAUGGUGUUGGUCACAAGUUAAGUCAUGUGGAUCUUCACAGUAAUUGCAUUACUAACUUGAAUCAUCUGCUGCAGUGCAUGGUGGGAUUGAAUCUCUUAAAAGAUCUUAUGCUGAUGAAAGAUGGAAGAGACAACCCAGUAUGUCAGACUCCAGGUUAUAGAGAGAUGAUGCUUCAAUCUCUAACUCAGUUGAUCGUACUAGAUGGACUUAAGCGAUCUGGUGAAUCUAUCCAUUCAAAUGAAGGAGUUCCCUCAGAUCUGCCUGGUUUGGAAGACUACUUGGAGUAUUUGGUAUCAUCGGAGUCUAACUUAAGUAUGGAAAAGGUUUCAGGGGUACCACCCGUGAUCACACCAAAGAUUGAUCAGGUUCUUGCUCAAUAUCGUCUUCGUUCGACAAUAACUGAUCCUGCAGCACCAAUGUUUGUCACAGACUCCAAUUCAUCACUGGAAGUGGAGCAAUACAGGAAUCACAACACUGUCAACAUAUUCAAUGAAAUAAGAAUAAAGAAACUGGAAAAUCAGAUUUCUCAGCUACUGCAGCAGGUUCCAACUUCUUUGAAUGCAGUAAAAGCAAAGCGAGAUAUUGAUUAUACCUCUGAGAGUGAAACUGAGAGCUGUAAAGAAAAUUGCAAAAAAGAAACCAGACGAACAAAGACUGAAACCUCCAAACAACGAAGUGCCAGACAGAUGAAAAACAAAAAAUCUGACAGAGACAAGCAGCCUUGCCUACGAAAAUUGAAAUCAUCUAACAAACAACCGAGAAGUGAAGACUUCUCCAGCAGUUCACCUGUGGAAUCUGCUGAGCUCCAAAUCGUGGGAUAUGUACCCAAAACUUUGUUAGCUGGGCAAAAACCUCAACACAAAUCACAAGACAGCAAGAAAACUAGUACAACUGAGGAGUCCACAUACAGGGUCCUUAUUCAAGAGUUGGACCAAGAAAGAGAGAUGAGAUGGAAGGCAGAGCAAACUGUGAAACAGUUGACAGACCACUUAAAAGAACUACAAAAUCAGGCAAAUGAGAAAAGGGAUUUUCAUGACAUGGCUGUACAUACCACAGACAGAUUAAAAGAGUUGCUCGUGAAAGAGAAAGAAGCCAGAAGCCAAUUACAAGCUUAUGUUGCAGAGUUAAAAAAGAAAAUAGGGAUGCUUACAGAGGAGUCAAGAAAGUCAAAGAUUACUGAAGAAGAUCAACGCAAGCUCCUGAAAUCACUUGAAGAAACAAUUUUGAAGUCCAACUCACAAAGACUGCAGCAGCAAGCUGUAGAGAUGAAACGAAUUCAAGAAGCAGAGCUAAAAGCCUCAGCAGCUCAAAGAGAAGGCGAGUUACUGCAGAUUUCCCUCAAACAGCAGAAGGAAAAGGUUCAAGAGCUCCAGGAACUACUCGCUUCCAGAGAACAAGUGCACAGGAAAGAAGUGGAAUCUAGAGUUACUUUGAGUGGACCAGAAUUUCAAGCUGCUUUGUCCAGAGAGGUUGCAAAAGAAGAAGAGAAACAUGCUCAGCAGUUGAAAGGGUAUCAAGAAAAAAUUGACCUACUAAGUCAGCAGUAUGCAUCUUUGGAGGAUGAAUUUCGUAUGGCUCUUACCAUUGAAGCAAACCGAUUUAAAGAGGUAAAAUGUGGGUUUGAUCAUGUGACAGCAGAACUAGCGAAGACCGAGCAGGUCCUUGCUCAGACACAGCAGAAGGAAAAACAGGCAGGAACUUUGGUUCAGGAGCUAACUGCCAUGGUGAAAGAGCAGAAAGCUAAGAUUGCAGAACUGGCAAAAGCCAAGCAGGAAACAGUCUCGGAACUGAAGAGCCGGUUCCGGGCACUAGAAUAUGUAGCUGAAGAAGAGAAGAAGAAAACAGUUCAGAUUGAACUACUUAAGCAGGAGAAAUCUAAACUGAUUUCACAGCUAACUGCGCAGGAGUCUGUGAUUGAUGGCAUGCGAGCCGAGAAAAGGAUAUGGGGACAGGAGUUAGCACAGCAAGGCAGUUCUUUGGCUCAAGACAGAGGAAGGCUCCAAGCAAGGAUUGAAGUGUUAACAUCAGAGAUGGAGUCUCUAAAAAAACAAAAUGAACAGGACAUGAACACUUUGAAAAUAAAAACAAAGAUCGUGGAUGAUCAAACAGAAACUAUUAGAAAACUUAAAGAAGGUUUACAAGAGAGAGAUGAACAGAUUAGGAAAAUACGUGAGGAAAAUCUGCAAGAUAAAAGAGCCUUCAAUGAGCAAUUGCAGGAUGAAGCUGCCGUAUCUCAAGAUCUCAGAGAAAAAGUGGAGAGACUUACAGAACGCAAAAGAGAACUAAAGCAGCAACUUGAAGAAAAGGACAUGGAAUUGGAGAAUACAAAAAUGGCCUUUAGUGCUGCGAGUGAGAAGUGGCAAAACAAAGCUGAAGUACUGACAAAGCUAGAAACACAGGUCAAACAGAUGAAAGAAACCUUUGAUGCCAAAGAAAGAAAACUUGUUGAGGAGAGAGACAAAGCCUUAAAAGCUAAGAAGGCUGCAGCAGAAAAAAUUCAUUCCAUGGAUAAUGCAUUCAGACAUCAGCUUGAGACCGUACAGGUAGCUCAACAGGCCCAACUUACACAAUUGAGCAAUGAAAAGCAAAAGGAAAUUGAAGCAGCAAAAGAAAAGGUCUAUGAAGUGGAGGAAGAAAUGCGACAACUUCUCCAAGAAACAACAAAUGCCAAAAAAUCCAUGGAGGAAAAGAUCCGGAAGCUAACUAGUGCCCUCAAUGAUAUCAAAGAAGAAUUGUGACACUAAAAUAGACAGACAAGUAAUGAGAAAAUCCAGAUUGCCAAAUUGAUAUUGUUUUGAAAGUUACUGUCAUCUCCAUUUGAAUGCCUGGAUAAUGAAUCUCCUUUGGCUUAUUACCCAAUUUGAUGUGAUGUGGAAUACAGAUUAGUAUGACCCUAAACUCAAUCCCUGAUUUGUGCUGUCUCUUGUAAGCCAAAUAAACAUUAUAAUUAACUUUACAAUAUAUAGGCAGGAGGGUAAAUAUCUAGUACAAAACUCUUGGAGUAUUACAGUACUUCUCUGUUUGAACAAUAUAGCAGCAUGAGCAAUGGCUAGAGAUUAGGAAAGGAUUAAAAUUGACAGAAAUCAAUAGAAAAGUUUAGUUGUUUCUUUAUGGUUCAUCAUGAUUCCAAGAUUUUUUUGUGUCAUGGAUAUACUUUA
Messenger RNA from Hemiscyllium ocellatum (epaulette shark), 3816 nucleotides. It is a transcript of the gene lrrcc1, whose product is annotated as leucine rich repeat and coiled-coil centrosomal protein 1. The coding region runs from base 313 to 3396 and encodes 1027 amino acids. The transcript has 20 exons. The record is from RefSeq and is a predicted model, not a curated record. Lineage: Eukaryota; Metazoa; Chordata; Chondrichthyes; Orectolobiformes; Hemiscylliidae. Gene Ontology annotation, molecular function: protein binding. Gene Ontology annotation, cellular component: cytoplasm; centrosome.